GGAGAAAAAGAAUUUGUUCUAUAUAAAAAGGAAGGAUAUACCUACUAAUGAUUUUGCAAUCACAAGCUGCUACACUUUUGACACAAAACACACUAGCUACCAUAGAAAAGUUAGAAAAACCAAUUGAAUUAUUAAUCCUUUCCAUCCCAUUAUAUUAUAAACAACCACAUUCACCUUUCUUUCAGCAACAACCCUAGCAGCUAGCUUUAGCUUUUCCCAUGCAUGCACACUGACCAGCAGCAGCUACUUUCUUUGAAUCACCAAACCAUGGACGAUCGAGCUGCUACACUGCAUCUUCUACCUCUCCUUUUUGCUUUCCAAUUCACUUUAAACGGUUUCUUUUGGGGAGGUUUUCUUAAACAGUCCUCUGCUACGAGGCAAAUUCACUUUUCAUACUCAACCCUUCGUGCAAUGCAUUUGGCCAACCAUUUGUUUACGAUCCUAACGAUCAUUAGGGUUAAUUAGAAUGUUUUAGCGCCAUGAUGAUAGAUUGAGAACUGUUGUGUGAUCCAACAACAAUCGUUACAACAUUGGAUGUAGCUAGAUAACGUGUUUAUCAUUCGUGAAAUUUCUCUACCAUUAAAAUUGCAACUAUUACAUGACAAUUAUCUAAUAAUGUUCUGAUUCCUCUUCUUCCUUAUCUUUUGCUAUUCCCCUAUUUUGGCAAAAACUAAGUCAUAUUUUUUUAGCUGCUAAUUAGCAAGUAGUAUCAUCAUAUUAAUUAAUGCAAAACUGUGUUGGCAUGCCUAUUGUCACAAUCAAGACCCAGUUCAAUUUCCCCUAGGGGUCGUUUGGAUGAGGAAUUUUAAUAACGAGAGAUUUAGACUCAAAUCUCUCAUUUAAAAUACUAGGAAAUUUAAAUGUGGGAUUUGUUCAAAAUAACUUGUUUGGAUUGAGAUUCAGAAUUUUAACUUGGAACCCAAAUUUACAUUAUUAACCCUUAAAUUAAAACCUGCAAAUUCCAAUUCCAUUCCCAAUUUGCGGCUCCUCCUGCUCCACCCAUUAUCAAUAACAUCACAAAAGAGCCUUCCUGAAUUCUCAAUAGUCGGCGGCAAGCAGAACCUGAAUUGGAGGGAAAUCGACGCUAGGUAGCAAACCUAGAAUCGCCAUCGCCACUAGAUUGUAAACCCAGAUCUCCGGUGAGGCAACGAACGGAAACGAAAGGGAUUUGGAGUGGGAGAGGAGGGCGAUGCGACCUUCAAUCUACCUUGCCGCAAACCCAUAUCUCCGACGACCCAGCGGGCUAUAACGAAAGGGAUUUGGACUGGGAUAGGAGGGCGACGCCACCGCUAAUCGGCCAUGCUGCAAUCCUCGUCAGCCCUCGAGUCAUCGACCGAACCAAUCCUCAUGGAUGUUCUCGUCAGAGGAGUUGUGUCGCAGAGGCGGGAGGAGGAUAGCUGUCGGCGUAAAAAAAAGGAAGAAGGAAAGAAACGACGAAACAGGGGAGGCCUAAGGGCACAACUUGGAAAAGAUGAGGAAAAAAUGAGGGAUUGUGAAAUAGCUGGUCCUUAUUAGCUAUUUUAAAAACCUGCAUCUGAGAGAUUUGAAAAUCUCUUAUGCUUACAAUCUCUUAUCCUCCCAAACACAUGAUUGUAUUAAAAUCCUGCAUAAUGAGUGAUUGUUUUAAAAUUCCUCACAAAUCACUCACUACAAACCUUCAUCCAAACGGCCCCCUAGUCUUUUUUCCCCUCCCCUUUAUUUUGGUGGGUUUCAAUUUCGAGUCGUUGUUCCAAUCACUUCACAAGAAGACUAGUGAAGAUUGAAGAAUAGCCAGCCAGCAAAAGAGAGUCAGCCAGGAAGCUAUCUCCAAAACCCCACUCCACAUUACAUCACAAUAGAAUUUGUGGGCAUGCAUUGUGUAUAACCAGAGUGGUCUAAUGAAUCGUAGAUGUCUUGUUCUCAAAUUGAGAUGUGAUAUAAAUUUUUUAAAUAUAAUAAAAUAAAAACAGUCAUAGCAUCGUUAUUUAAAAAAAAAUUCGAAAUAAAGUUAUCAACCAGCUCUUUAAUUUGGUAUUUUGCGAGAAAUCAUUUUCAAUCAUCAUAAGAAUUUAUUGUGUAAUUUAUAGUGCAAAUAGGGCUUUCAGAACACAAUAUAGGAGACUUUGACAAGGAAUAUGCAUGUCUCGUUUAUAUACACAUGAGAAUAUCGGUCGACUAGCACAAGUAUCUAUUAACAUAUUUAAUCGCAUCAUCAUUAUACAAUAUUGAAUUGGAUAAACUAACAAAAUUACAGUGUAGGCAUGUUAUUAUACGGAAAACCCUGUACCGAACGAUCUCCCAACACACCCUAUUGGCCGGACUUGUGUAUAACUAUUUGUUGGGUCCAUCUCCAUUCGAAAAAGAAAAAAACAAUGCUUCAUAUUCCUUUUCAUGGGUCCAAUGUGUCUCCCAACUUUUGCAUGCUAGAAAGGGGAAAAAGAGGUGAUGGAGAAACAACAGUGUUGAUGUUAACCGCAUUGAUGUGUUUUCUUAUCUGAUUAUUCAUGUUUCUGAUUUUCCCUUUGGUACUUUCUUUCACGUUCUGUGAUUUGAUGGACAUUUUUGAACAAGGCCACACAAUUCAAUUGUCUACCAUAUUCCCACUAUAGUGACACCAAUACAUCAAUAAUGUGCGUCCAAAGAGUCUUGUCACCCUUGCGGGGUUCUAUAUUGGCUAGUGGGUGCGGUGGAGCUUCAGUUCUGUUUUACCCGUUCGAUGAAAUGCCUCACUGAGAAAUCACAUCUCUGUUUUCCUCCCUCUGGCGUUGCUGGGUUUGCUGUAUUAAGGCACUCAGGGAGUAAAACUUGUAGCUUCAACAGCUACAGGGGAGCAUUUCUGUCAAUCUGAAAGAAAGGAGAAGAAGAAGAAGAAAACAAUUCCUUCCUAGCUAGUUUCAGUGUACAAGGAAAACUGUACAAAAGCCCUACUUCAAGUUCACUCGUGGAGUUGAGUGAAAAGGGGACAGCCAGGUUUAAAAAAUAAUAAAGGGCCAUCAUCAUGUUACUGUGGGGUUGAAAAAAAAGAUGAUGAGGGUAAAUGGUAGUAACUUCACCAUGAUUGUUCCUUUUUUGUUAUUUCAAAGGCUUCAUUGAUUGAGCUUUUUGAAGUUUUCUUUUUUCCCCCAUGUUUUCAUCUGACCUAGCAGAGGAAAGAGAGAGAGAGAGAGAGGGCCUUGGCUGCUUAUUCUGUCAUUGAAAAAUGUUGUUGUAGGACACAGAACUACACACACGUACGUGGGAGUGGCAAAGUAGGGUUUUGAUUCGGAUGAGAUAAUCCUCCUCAGGAUGAUCAUUCGAGAGGCCGGAGGCUGCUACUGCUGCAACUUGUCAUGAGAGAACAGCAAUCCUUUUCACAGGAGCUGUGCAUUGAUUGAAGACAAUGUAAUGUAAGGAACACGGGCCGGCUAGCUACAAGGAAGGAAGAAAGAAGGAAAAUAUCA
Linum trigynum is the source of this 3419-nucleotide messenger RNA. Lineage: Eukaryota; Viridiplantae; Streptophyta; Magnoliopsida; Malpighiales; Linaceae. The record is from the annotation of a GenBank genome assembly.